Molecule: messenger RNA, 1065 nt
Organism: Nicotiana tabacum (common tobacco)
Lineage: Eukaryota; Viridiplantae; Streptophyta; Magnoliopsida; Solanales; Solanaceae
Source: RefSeq, a predicted model, not a curated record
AUGGGAUCCAAAACUAUUGUCGGUGCUUUCUUUCAAGAAGGAACCUCUCAGGUUCGACCUCCUUACUUCAAUAGUCAGCAUUUUUCUCAUUGGAAAGUUCGCAUGGAAACAUAUACCAUGUCAUAUGACAUCAAAGUAUGGUGUGUGAUUAAAAAAAGAAAUCUUCCAAUUCCUCCCAUGAAGGAUGCAAAUGGUGAAGUCAUCACAUCAACUAAUCCUCUAGAUUUAGAUGAUUACACUGAUGAACAAGCUGUUGUUAUCACUGUAAAUGCAAAAGCAAAAAAUCAACUGUACAACGCUAUCGGUGGAGAAGAAUAUGAAAAAAUAUCCAGUUGUGAGACUGCAAAAGAAAUGUGGGAUAAACUGGAAGUCACUUAUAAAGGAACCAACAAAGUGAAAAAGACUAGAAUAAAUCUCCUGGUUAAGGAAUAUGAAUUAUUUCAAAUGAAGGAUGGAGAAUCUGUUGAAGAAAUAUUUUCCAAAUUCAGCAAAAUCCUUGGAGACCUCAAAUCAUUUGGAAGAUCUAUUAAAAGUGGCGAACAUGUUAGAAAGAUCCUUAGAAGUCUACCUACAAUCUGGCAACCAAAAGUUAUCGCUUUAGAAUGUCAAGAUUUGGACAAAAUAUCCUAUGAUGAACUCAGAGGUGACUUGAUUGCUUUCGAGAAAACUCAUCUUGAUAGACAAAUUCAAGAGAAAAAGAAAAUUGUUGCUUUCAAGGCAACUAUGGCUGAACCUGAAAAUGAAGAUGAAGUAGAAGGAGGAGAAAAAGAUGAAAACAUUGCAAUGCUCUCACAAGUUAUGACCAACAUGAUGAGAAGAAACAAAAACUAUAGAAGAGGUAAGUUUAAUUUCAGAAAAGGAAGGGCGAGCAAUGAAACAGAUAAAAUGAUGGAAGAUGCUACGAAUAUGGAAAGGUCGGACGUUCAAUCUGAGUGUCCUAAAUUAAAAAGGAAGCUUAGCAGAAACGUGCAAAAGAAGAAAGAUUUUGGAGCAUGGAGUGAUGGGGAGGAAUCUGAUCAUGAGGAAAUUGCCAACAUGUGCUUUAUGGCUCUUAUCCGACAAUGA